AUGGACGCCUCCUCCCUUCGUAUCUCCAAGUUCGAUGUAACUAACUUCCACGCCCGGAAGUUCAAGAUGCAGAUGGUGCUGGAGGAACGAGACCUGUGGGAAGUCGUCAGCGGCGAGAUCAAGGCGGAACAGUGCGUGACUCAGUUGGACCAAGCGGCGUACAAGAGGAAGUCAAGGAAGGUGAUGGCAGUGAUCUGUCUAGCCAUGGAAGAUUCCCAGCUACCGUUUGUCCGGUCGGCAAGUGGUGCAUGCGACGCAUGA
Molecule: messenger RNA, 261 nt
Organism: Peronospora matthiolae
Lineage: Eukaryota; Oomycota; Peronosporomycetes; Peronosporales; Peronosporaceae
Source: the annotation of a GenBank genome assembly